Molecule: messenger RNA, 2228 nt
Organism: Coffea eugenioides
Lineage: Eukaryota; Viridiplantae; Streptophyta; Magnoliopsida; Gentianales; Rubiaceae
Product: wall-associated receptor kinase-like 20
Exons: 3
Coding region: 73-1986 (637 amino acids)
Biological process (GO): protein phosphorylation; cell surface receptor signaling pathway
Cellular component (GO): plasma membrane
Molecular function (GO): ATP binding; protein serine/threonine kinase activity
Source: RefSeq, a predicted model, not a curated record
GCCUUUAAAUUACCCAACCGUCGCCUCCCUGCCCAAACCCCUUCAUCUCGCCUUCCCUUGCCUAUCUUUUAAAUGGCGAUCUCUUCAGCCCCUCGCCACCAUUUUCUCCUCCUGGCCACCUGCACCUUGCUUCUGGUAACAUUCUCCAAGCCUGCACUCUCCGCUCAGCGUUGCCCGGACUGCGGCGCCACGCCGGUUCCCUACCCACUAAGCACCCGGCCCACCUGCGGCGACCAGCUCUACAAGCUCCGCUGCAGCGCCGGCUCACUUUUAUUCGACACCUUAAACAACACCUACCCAGUCACCUCCGUUUCCCCUCAACUCCAGCGUCUCACCAUUCAACCCUCCCCCUUCCUCCCCAGCACCUGCAUCACCGCUGAUAUUUCCACCCAAGGCGUCCAGCUCAACUCUUCCUUGCCUUUCAACAUCACCAGCAGCAACACCAUCUUGUACCUCAAUUGUACCCAGACUCUGUUGAGCUCUCCUUUGAAUUGUACCUCAAGCAGUCUCUGUCAUACGUUUAUCAACGGGACCAGGAAUGUCAGCGACGGCGGCGCUUGUGAGAAUUCGGAGAUAUGCUGCACGUUCAGGGCGGGCGGGUCGUCGACUUCUUAUUCCAUUCGGGUGAGGGAUGCGGGUUGCCGGGCGUACCGGGCUUUUGUCAACUUGGAUUACUCGUUGCCCGUGAGUAGGUGGCCGCAGCCUGGCCUGGAGUUGCAGUGGGUUUCGCCUAGUGAACCCAUUUGCCGGAACCAAACGGAUUGUGACUCGGAAUCCACCUGUGGACCCGACCCAAAUUCGAACAGUGGGGUCCGGAGGUGCUUCUGUAACUCCGGCUUGCACUGGGAUGCGAUCGCUGGAUUAUGUUCCAAGGAUGUAACGUGCCAGGAUCCAGAUGGAUGUGGCAGUAGCCGAACUGGCCUCACAGCUGGUCUCUCUACGGGUCUGGGUGCAGGACUAAUAUUGGCAGUAAUUGGAUUUUUACUUUACAAACGACAUCAGCGCGUCAAGGAGGCAAAGGAUCGGCUUGCUCGGGAGCGUGAAGAAAUUCUCAAUUCUGGUGGCGGCAAAUAUGCAAAAAUAUUUAGUGGGAAAGAAAUAAAGAAGGCAACAAACAACUUCUCAAGGGACCGUCUUCUUGGUGUAGGAGGCUACGGUGAGGUGUAUAGAGGCAUCCUUGCAGAUGGAACGGUUGUUGCUAUCAAAUGUGCCAAACUAGGGAACACUAAAGGGACUGACCAAGUUCUUAAUGAGGUCAGAAUACUUUGUCAGGUAAAUCACAAGAGCCUUGUAGGCCUCCUUGGAUGCUGUGUUGAGCUCGAGCAACCGUUGAUGGUUUAUGAAUAUGUCCCAAAUGGAACCCUUCUCGAUCAUUUACAAGGUUUGAACAGGCAACCUUUAGCGUGGACUGCUCGUCUCAUCAUUGCUCGUGCGACUGCUGAGGGGCUUGCUUACCUCCAUUUCUCUGCAGUUCCUUCAAUUUAUCAUCGUGACGUGAAGUCUAGUAACAUUUUGCUCGACGACAAGCUAAAUGCAAAGGUUUCAGAUUUUGGGCUAUCUCGUCUAGCUCACACAGAUCUAAGCCACAUAUCAACUUGUGCACAGGGAACUCUUGGAUAUCUCGACCCUGAGUACUACAGGAACUAUCAGUUGACGGAUAAGAGUGAUGUCUACAGCUUUGGCGUCGUGCUGUUGGAGCUCUUGACAUCUCAGAAAGCAAUAGAUUUUAAUAGACCGGAAGAUGAUGUAAACUUGGCAGUCUAUGUGCAGAGGUUGGUGGAGGAGGAGAAAAUAAUGGAUGCAGUUGAUCCAAUAUUGAAGCAGGGGGCAAGCACUUUGGAGCUUGAUACCAUGAAGGCACUGGGGUUUCUUGCUAUGGGGUGCUUGGAGCAACGCAGACAAGACAGGCCUUCCAUGAAAGAGGUGGCUGAGGAGAUUGAAUAUAUUAUCAGCAUUGCAAAAUCAAAGUCUAUCCCAGAAGAGUAGGAGUAGUGGCAGAAUAAAAUGAUGGAAUGUCUAUCCCAAAAGUCUAUCCCAGCUGCUAAAUUUGAUAAAAUGAUGUGUGUUUUAUCGUAGUGGCAGAAUAGCAGAGUGAAAAUUUUGUUUGUUUGUUUUAUAGUGUUGUUGGUCGUGGUUGUUAACUUUCUUCCCGUUGUACAUGUAUCUGUCACUCCCUGUAAAACCAUUUUUGUUGCUUGGUUAAUGGUUUUUUUCACUUUUCCGUUCCA